Messenger RNA from Pelobates cultripes (western spadefoot toad), 354 nucleotides. Lineage: Eukaryota; Metazoa; Chordata; Amphibia; Anura; Pelobatidae. The record is from the annotation of a GenBank genome assembly.
AUGGAAACCAGGACACGGCUGGCUAGAUUGGAAACCGAUCAAUGGAAACCAGGACACGGCUGGCUAGAUUGGAAACCGAUCAAUGGAAACCAGGACACAGCUGGCCAGAUUGGAAACCGAUCAAUGGAAACCAGGACACGGCUGGCUAGAUUGGAAACCGAUCAAUGGAAACCAGGACACGGCUGGCUAGAUUGGAAACCGAUCAAUGGAAACCAGGACACGGCUGGCCAGAUUGGAAACCGAUCAAUGGAAACCAGGACACAGCUGGCCAGAUUGGAAACCGAUCAAUGGAAACCAGGACACGGCUGGCCAGAUUGUGAACUGAUCAAUGGAAACCAAGACACAGCUGGCUAG